Messenger RNA from Cimex lectularius (bed bug), 1455 nucleotides. It is a transcript of the gene Scamp, whose product is annotated as secretory carrier-associated membrane protein 1. Gene Ontology annotation, cellular component: trans-Golgi network membrane; recycling endosome membrane. The transcript is spliced from 10 exons. The coding region runs from base 209 to 1285 and encodes 358 amino acids. Gene Ontology annotation, biological process: protein transport. NCBI's taxonomy places the organism in Eukaryota, Metazoa, Arthropoda, Insecta, Hemiptera, Cimicidae. The record is from RefSeq and is a predicted model, not a curated record.
CCACUCCCUUUUGGUGACGCUAGAUGUAACCAAGUCCCGUCAGUAACAGCGAUAUCCACUCCAGACAGUUGCGUCACUCCAGAUCUGGAUCAGUCUUUCUUGGAUGGAUGUUUUCUGGCCCAAGAUAGGUCGAACUGGCUGCUUUCCUGCUCUCAUGACCAUCUCGGACGAGCUCUAUUGAGUUAGCAGUCAUCACCAAUACAGAAUAAUGUCGGAUUUCGACGAGAACCCCUUCGGCCCGCCGACAGUAGAUGAUCCAUUUGCGGAUCCAUCUGUCCAGCAGGUGACAAAUCAUUCGAGUAAUGUUCAACGUGGUCUUGAAGAGUUUAAUCCCUUCGCUGACCAACCUUCACAAGUUACGACUAAUGUCAGGGGUGCUUCAAACCCGCCGGACUAUGCACGGCAGUCCCAACCUGCUGUUAUGCCCACGACUCACCAAGAGCCUCAGUCAAACUUUAACAGGAACCAAGCGCAGACAAUGUCACACGCAGAAUUCCAGAGACGUCAAGAAGAACUUGAGAGGAAAGCUGAAAAGCUUCAGAGAAGAGAGGAUGAACUAAGAAAUAUGACAUACAAUGGUACUUUAUGUGAAAAUACCAUCCGUCUCAAUAACUGGCCACCCCUGCCUAAGAAUUCAUGUGGACUGGAGCCUUGCUUUUACCAAGAUAUCAAUGUGGAAAUCAAUGUCAAUUUCCAAUCCGUUGUUAGACAACUUUACCAUUUGUGGAUAUUUCAUUCACUUCUGAUGGUUGCCAAUGUAAUAGGGACGCUUGUCCUUUUGAUCACAUAUGAAAUGUUUGGAUUUUUUGCACUGUCAAUUAUUUACGCUCUAAUAUUAACACCAUUUUCAUUCCUGUGUUGGUAUAGACCAGGUUACAAAGCUUUCAGGGAUGACAGCUCAUUUAACUUCAUGGUUUACUUUUUUAUAUUUUUUUUCCAAUUUAUUAUUACUGUAUUUCAAGCGAUUGGACUUCCUUCUGGAGGUUUUUGUGGCAUUAUUAUCGCUAUUAAGGUAUUUGACAGAUCACCUACAGGAAUAAUUGUUGGACUUUUGAUCACAUCGAUUGCUUUGGGAUUUUGUGCUGCUGCCAUUAUGGACAUUUUGCUAAUUUCUAAGAUUCACAGGAUUUAUAGAAGUUCGGGCGCCAGUAUGGCUAAAGCCCAAGCAGAGUUCACAACUGAGUUUUUGAAGAACGAGCACGUCAGGGGGGCUGCAUCCUCUGCUGCGACUGCAGUCGUUCAGUCACAGUUCCAACAAGACAGGAACGCACCUCCUAGGUACUAGGAACUGAGAAGUCGUACUUUGUUUUAAGCCUGCAAAGAAAGUCAUGGUGAAAUAUGACUUAUUUUCAUUUAAAAGUUGCCUCAUUCAUGAAGAUAUAUUUAUUGCACUCUUGUGUAUUUUACAUAUUGUAUAUAGAAGAAAUUGGAAAUAUAAAAUAAUAUGAUUGCAAA